Molecule: messenger RNA, 944 nt
Organism: Trematosphaeria pertusa
Lineage: Eukaryota; Fungi; Ascomycota; Dothideomycetes; Pleosporales; Trematosphaeriaceae
Exons: 2
Coding region: 245-889 (214 amino acids)
Source: RefSeq, a predicted model, not a curated record
CAAAAAGGGAUUUUUUGGGACGAUGUGAGGAGUGAGAAGGCGAGGCCAAGGCCUUGCACCAUGCCGCGACUUUCUACACGCAAGUGCUUUCUGCCUACAGAUGAUGACUCUCACAGACGGCCAUAAAAUGGACGUCAUCUAUUUGAUUAAAUUGACUAACUUUCAGUAAACUCACAUACUCGCAGAACGCCUCUCGAACGCCAAUCGACCGUCUCCGUCACGUCGACGCUCCCGAAUCCUCGCAAUGGCUAUCACCGAGAUGGCGCUCCUCCACCUUUCCGAAGGUACAACCGCUGACGACGCGUCCCUCCGCUCGAAGUUGACCAAAGCGAAGACGGUCAUGCAAACCUACACCGGCCGCACUUUCUAUAUCAUGCAACAAAUCGAAGACCCAUCAUUUCUGUAUGUCAUCGGAGAAUGGGAAUCGCUCGACCAGCACAUGAAUGGCUUCAUACCCUCAGCAGACAACCAAGCUCUUCUCGAAAGCCUGAAAGACGAGCUCGCGGUCGACUGGCUGCUGCACAUCGACGCCCCGCACACCGCGCUCCCACUGCCCAAGACGGACGCGGAGAAGGAGAAAGCACUCAAAGGAGAGCUCAUAUAUAGCAUUGGGAGGCACUUCAUCAAGACUGGGGAGAAGGACAAGUUCCAGGAGACGUUCGACGCCAACAAGAAGUACCCGAUGGAGUACGUGACGGAGGGCUCGAUAGGCUAUGGAUGGCGCGUAGAUAAGGAGGAGCAUAAUGAGGAAUUUGUUCUCUGGGGUCCUUGGAAGAGUGUUGACCAGCACCUUGGGUUCGCGAAGACGGAAGGGUUCGCAAAGUAUGCGAAGAUUCGGGACCACUUGGAUGGUGCGGAUAUCAAGCAUGCGAAGAUUAUGGAUGUCUGAAUGGUCAUGAACGUCUUAAAAGGACAGCAGGUAGGGCUUUCUUGGCCAAUCAACA